AUGAAAUUAAUAAGAUUUUGGCAGGCUGGAGAGUGGGUUGACAUUGUCAUCGAUGAUCGUAUUUACACGACAGGAUGGUGGUUCAGAAAAAGUCCAUUGUAUACAACUUUAAAAAGUUCCAGUGAAUUUUGGGUGCCUUUAAUUGAAAAAGCCUACGCAAAACUAAACUAUCGAUCAUACAACAGCCUUGAAGGGGGUUUUGCUUUACAAGCAAUGCAAGAUUUAUCAGGAUGUAUUCCUGAAUUUUACUUUGUUGAAAUGAAACAUGAAACGUUAUUUGAAAUUAUUUAUGAUGCAAAAUCAAGACAAACAAUGAUAGGUUGUGGCACUUAUGACGAAGAAACAUGGAAAAAAAUGAAGAGAGAAAAUUCUUUAAAAAUUAGUUUAAAACAUGCUUAUGCUAUUACAGCUGUGAAAAUAGUUAAAGAAGAAACUGAUGCUAGUGAAUUUAAAUUGAUACGUAUUCAAGAUCCACAUGGUGUUAAAGCUUCAAUUUGCUAUUCUGAUAAAAUUAAAAAAAUAUAUACCAAAUCUAAUAAAUUUGACCAAGUUACUAUGGAGUCUGAAUUACCAAUUCAAGUUGAUGGAGAAAGUUGGAUUUUAUAUGAAGAUUUUAUAUACCAUUUUGGACGUGUUGAUAUUUGUAAUCUAACACCAAAUUCAAUAGUCGGUGAUAUUUAUACAAAAUCGGGAUCUAAAAAAUUGUCAUUAUCAGCAAAAAAAGGAAUAUUUAUGGGAGGAACCUUGUCGAAGGUAGUAGAAGACGAUGAUUUGUUUGUAAUGAAACCACAAUAUCGUAUUGUAUUAACAGAGCCAGAUGAAGGAAGAGAAAAUGAUAGUAUAUGCAGUAUUCUCAUUAAUUUGUCAUUAAAAAAUCAACGGGAUUAUGAAAAUUCUAUGGAUAUAGAGUUAGAAAUUUAUGUUUUAGCAUAUGAUGGAAUUGACGAAAAUAAAUUAUCAAAACCAUUUGAUGAUUUUCGACAUCGAUUAAGUUAUAAUACUUUCUUUACUUCAAUUUCUGGUAUAAUAAGUAAACGUUUGGAUUUAAAAUUAGGUACAUACUAUAUUGUACCAUCAAUUAAAAGUGAUCUUCAGGGAACAAAUUUUUAUCUGCAAAUAAUGUCUGAACAAAAAAAUAUUUUGGAGUAA
This is a messenger RNA of Aphidius gifuensis, 1149 nucleotides long. RefSeq names its product calpain-A-like. Gene Ontology annotation, molecular function: calcium-dependent cysteine-type endopeptidase activity. NCBI's taxonomy places the organism in Eukaryota, Metazoa, Arthropoda, Insecta, Hymenoptera, Braconidae. Bases 1 to 1149 code for a protein of 382 amino acids. The record is from RefSeq and is a predicted model, not a curated record. Gene Ontology annotation, biological process: proteolysis. The transcript is spliced from 3 exons. Gene Ontology annotation, cellular component: cytoplasm.